AUGGGCUUUGGUCAAAGCUCUGAUAUGCAAUCCCUGCAAUCCUUGCCUAGGCUGCGUUGGAGCACUGUGAAAGGAGACGACCAGCUGGUUCAGCAGGGUGUGCUCGAUACCUUGGGUGGUGUCAUGUUGGAGAAUGUCGCUGCUUUCCAUCAAUUUGUCAAUGUCAGCACAAACUCGCUCCACUUCGACCUAGAGAUGAAAGAAGUACGGGACCUUCAGCAGGAUAAGCAGUUGUGGACCUUUGGCAAGAAGAGAUCCUACAAGAGAAAUAAGGAGGAAGCAAUCGUUAAAGGUCCGGGAACCGAUGUGGUACCUGACGAAGGCUCUCUGAUACAUAAGUCAGCAAGUGUGGGAUGUACAGUAAUUUUGGCAGAGUAA
Molecule: messenger RNA, 378 nt
Organism: Prunus armeniaca (apricot)
Lineage: Eukaryota; Viridiplantae; Streptophyta; Magnoliopsida; Rosales; Rosaceae
Source: the annotation of a GenBank genome assembly